Pseudopipra pipra is the source of this 2745-nucleotide messenger RNA. RefSeq names its product stromal interaction molecule 2 (gene STIM2). Gene Ontology annotation, biological process: activation of store-operated calcium channel activity; store-operated calcium entry; intracellular calcium ion homeostasis. NCBI's taxonomy places the organism in Eukaryota, Metazoa, Chordata, Aves, Passeriformes, Pipridae. Gene Ontology annotation, molecular function: calcium channel regulator activity; protein binding; calcium ion binding. Gene Ontology annotation, cellular component: plasma membrane; endoplasmic reticulum. The record is from RefSeq and is a predicted model, not a curated record. Bases 169 to 2106 code for a protein of 645 amino acids. The transcript is spliced from 13 exons.
GGCCGCCGGAAGCGGCGGGUGGUGGCGGGGCCGGCGCGGAGCGGGUUCGACCCGCCGGGGCGGCAGCGGCGCAGCCGGAGCUCCUGCCCCUUCCUUCCUUCCUUCCUUCCUUCCUUCCCUCCCUCCGUGCUCGUGUUCCUGCCUUCGCUCCGCUGCAGCGCGGCACCGAUGAGCGCGCUCCGAGCGUCCGGCGUGCGGCCGGUGCCGACCUGGCUGCUCCUGCCGGGGCUGCUCCUGCUGGCGCUGCUCCUGCCGGGGCUGCUCCUGCCUGGCGCCGCCGCGGGCGCGGGCUGCGACCUGGAGGCUGCGGCCGGCGGCGGCGGCCGGCGGGGAGGACGAGGAGGUGCCGCCGCCUCUGCGGCGGAGCCGGCGACAGAUCCCUGCAGUUCACUCAGCCCACCAUGCUUUACUGAGGAGGACCGAUUCAGCCUAGAAGCUCUCCGCAUGAUCCAUAAACAAAUGGAUGAUGACAAAGAUGGUGGUAUUGAAGUAGAUGAAAGUGAUGAGUUUCUAAGGGAAGAUAUGCAGUACAAGGAUGCCUCUAAUAAACAUAGUCACCUGCACAGAGAAGACAAACACAUCACCAUUGAGGAUCUGUGGAAACGCUGGAAAACAUCUGAAGUUCAUAACUGGACUCAAGAGGACACUCUUCAGUGGCUUUCAGAAUUUGUUGAACUGCCACAAUAUGAAAAGAAUUUCAGAGAGAGCAAUGUCAAUGGAACAACACUUCCCAGGAUAGCAGUAAAUGAACAUGCUUUCAUGAUCUCUCACUUGAAAAUAAUUGACCGGAGCCAUAGACAGAAGCUUCAGCUUAAAGCCUUGGAUGUGGUUUUAUUUGGACCUCUUACCCGUCCCCCUCACAACUGGAUGAAGGAUUUUAUAUUAACAGUUUCUAUAGUUAUUGGUUUUGGAGGCUGCUGGUUUGCAUAUACACAGAACAGAACCUCAAGAGAACAUAUCACAAAAAUGAUGAAGGACUUAGAAAGUCUUCAAACAGCAGAGCAAAGUCUUCUUGACUUGCAGGAAAGGCUUGAGAAGGCACAAGAAGAGAACAGAAAUGUUGCUGUGGAAAAGCAAAAUCUGGAGCGCAAAAUGAUGGAUGAGAUCAAUGAUGCAAAACGGGAAGCUCAUCGCCUAAGGGAAUUAAGGGAGGGAGCUGAAUGUGAGCUCAGCAGGCUCAAAUAUGCAGAGGAAGAAUUAGUACAGGUUCGCAUGGCUUUAAAAAAGGCUGAGAAGGAGUUUGAGUUGAGAAGUAAUUGGUCUGUUCCUGAAGCUUUGCAGAAGUGGCUUCAGUUAACACAUGAAGUUGAAGUACAAUAUUACAACAUCAAAAGACAGCAUGCAGAAAUGCAAUUAGCAAUUGCCAAAGAUGAGGCAGAAAAGAUAAAAAAGAAGAGAAGCACUGUAUUUGGAACAUUACAUGUUGCACACAGCUCCUCCCUGGAUGAAGUGGACCAUAAAAUUCUUGAAGCAAAGAAAGCACUCUCUGAGUUGACAACGUGUUUGCGAGAGCGUCUUUAUCGAUGGCAACAGAUUGAGAAGAUUUGCGGGUUUCAAAUCGCACACAAUUCUGGGCUACCAAGCUUGACCUCCUCUCUCUACUCUGAUCACAGCUGGGUAGUUAUGCCUCGAGUCUCCAUUCCUCCUUACCCAAUUGCAGGGGGAGUUGAUGACUUAGAUGAAGAUACUCCUCCAAUAGUUUCACAGUUUCAUGGGUCCAUUGUGAAACCUCCCAGCAGCACACUGGCAAGAAGCAGUAGCUUGUGUCGAUCAAGACGCAAUGUUGUGCCAUCAUCUCCGCAGUCUCAGCACGCUUUGCACUCCCCUGACCCUGACAUCCUUUCUGUGUCGAGCUGCCCAGCUCUUUAUCGAACUGAGGAGGAGGAGGAAGCCAUUUACUUCUCUGCUGAUAAACAAUGGAUCAAAAGCAAUGUCAGCUACUGGGCGAAGAGAAGAUGGAUGGUAACACAAUUCUUACAGCAUGUUGAGCGUGUACCUACUCUUGUUACAUGGCCUCAUAGGAAAAGGUUAAAUUCCUUUUGGAAGGAGCAAAUGAGCUUGUUGAAAGGGAAGUACAGGAAACCGGUUCGGAAUGUGACUCCUUAAAUUCAUCCAUUGGAAGGAAGCAGUCUCCUCCAGCAAGUCUUGAGAUGUACCAGACAAUUUCUCCUCAGAAAGUAUCCCCAGAAGAAUUCUCACUGGAGGAAUCAUCUACAGGAGACUCCUCUUCUUUAACUGCAGAUAUUUCUAGGGGCUCUCCUGACUGUGUAGGCAUGGCAGAAACUAAGAGCAUGAUCUUUAGUCCUGCAAGCAAAGUUUAUAAUGGAAUCCUGGAGAAGUCCUGCAGCAUGAACCAGCUUUCAACUGGGAUCCCAGUCCCAAAGCCUCGGCACACCUCGUGUUCUUCAACCGGCAGUGAUAGUAAACCCAGCCAUGAAGCUGCUUCUGUGCCCAGGAUAAGUAGCAUCCCACAGGACCUCUGCCAAAAUGGUGAAAAAAAUAAAAAGCCAUCAAAAAUAAAAAACCUCUUUAAGAAGAAGUGUAAGUGAGAUGGGCAGAAGAAAACCUAUAGUAAUGUUAUGAGAACUCUAUUUUUUACACCUUUAGGAAUGUAAUUCCAUUUGAGCAUUCCAGACUGGAUGCCCUUGUGGAAUGCUCGGUAGGUCACCUAUAUUUAACUGACUGUAACGGUCGUGCCAGCUGUCAAUGAGAAAUCCAUUAAAAAGUUCAGACAGUUUACAUUAA